AUGGCCUGUUGUGGGAUGUCACUCGCACCGAAAUACGAUUUUAUGAUAAAGAACUUUAUCAUAUCCAAUACGUGCAUACAAGGCUUCUGCUUCUUUGUGCUGCUCGUCUCUGCAUGCCUGGUGUCCUGUCUAAACGAACUGAUCGAUUGUUAUAUCAACGAGAAAAUGUCAACGAAUACAGAAAAGCUGAAGCACAAGCGAUGGAAGGUUUAUAUCAUGGCUGUCAAUUUCGUAACCAUUUUCAUCAAUUUUAUAACAAUGAUGAUAUGUAUGACCUUUAACGUGUGGGUUGUUUGCAGCGUAAUUGUGGGAAAAUUGAUUGGAAGGGUUAAUGGCAGGAAGAAGUGCGCAAAGAUGUGUGAGAUAUGUAAUUAA
This is a messenger RNA of Vavraia culicis subsp. floridensis, 375 nucleotides long. RefSeq lists its product as uncharacterized. The transcript has a single exon. Lineage: Eukaryota; Fungi; Microsporidia; Pleistophoridae. Gene Ontology annotation, biological process: copper ion transmembrane transport. Gene Ontology annotation, cellular component: membrane. Gene Ontology annotation, molecular function: copper ion transmembrane transporter activity. The record is from RefSeq and is a predicted model, not a curated record. Bases 1 to 375 code for a protein of 124 amino acids.